This is a messenger RNA of Equus quagga, 3379 nucleotides long. It is a transcript of the gene SP7, whose product is annotated as Sp7 transcription factor. Gene Ontology annotation, biological process: regulation of transcription by RNA polymerase II. Gene Ontology annotation, molecular function: RNA polymerase II cis-regulatory region sequence-specific DNA binding; DNA-binding transcription factor activity, RNA polymerase II-specific. The transcript has 5 exons. Bases 536 to 1831 code for a protein of 431 amino acids. The record is from RefSeq and is a predicted model, not a curated record. NCBI's taxonomy places the organism in Eukaryota, Metazoa, Chordata, Mammalia, Perissodactyla, Equidae.
CAUAGGCGGUUGGCUGCUGAGAUCCCCUCAGGCUUAGCUUCCUCCAGCAGCUUCAAAACCACUGAAUCAGACCACCAGACAUGUGCAUGAUGUGGCCCUGAUGUAAUGCAACAUGAACACCCUGCGUUACCUACCAAAUACUCUUUCCACAAAUAGUGAACCCGAAUCUAAGGAAGUCUUUGGAGCUAAUCCCAGUUUGUAGAAAAUAUGGGGGCUGGAGGAACAAGAUUCCCAAGGUCUCCUUAGCUGGCAAGGAAGGCCCAGGGUCCAAGGAGACCUGAGAAGGCGGCGGGCGGGCGGCAGCCUCAGCAGCAGCAGGAGCAGCAGCAGCAGAAGCAGCAGCAGAAGAGCAGCAGCCAGGACUCUGAAGUCAGAGUAGGAUUGUAGGAUCGGAGCCUGAGUGGGAACAGGAGUGGAGCUGGCCUGGGAGAGGAGCGGAGCCCCCCAGGCCCCUCAGGCCACCCCUUGCCUGCACUCCCACUGCCAGACCUCCAGAGAGACCCAGGACACCCAGCCCAGAUCCCCCAGCCUCAGGAUGGCGUCCUCCCUGCUUGAGGAGGAAGCUCACUAUGGCUCCAGUCCCCUGGCCAUGCUAACAGCAGCGUGCAGCAAAUUUGGUGGCUCCAGCCCUCUGCGGGACUCAACGACACUGGGCAAAGCAGGCACAAAGAAGCCCUACUCUGUGGGCAGUGACCUUUCAGCCCCCAAAACCAUGGGGGAUGCCUACCCAGCCCCCUUUUCAAGCACCAAUGGCCUCCUCUCACCAGCAGGCAGUCCUCCAGCACCCACCUCGGGCUAUGCCAAUGACUACCCUCCCUUUUCUCACUCAUUCCCUGGGCCCACGGGCACCCAGGACCCUGGGCUACUAGUGCCCAAGGGGCACAGCUCUUCUGACUGCCUGCCCAGUGUCUACACCUCUCUGGACAUGGCACACCCCUACGGCUCCUGGUACAAGGCAGGGAUCCAUGCAGGCAUCUCACCAGGCCCAGGCAAUGCUCCCACACCUUGGUGGGACAUGCACCCUGGGGGCAACUGGCUAGGCGGUGGGCAGGGCCAGGGGGAUGGGCUGCAAGGGACACUGCCUACAGGCCCUGCUCAGCCUCCAUUGAACCCCCAGCUGCCCACCUACCCAUCUGACUUUGCCCCCCUUAAUCCAGCUCCCUACCCAGCUCCCCACCUCCUGCAACCAGGGCCACAGCAUGUCCUGCCCCAAGACGUCUAUAAACCCAAGGCAGUGGGCAACAGUGGGCAGUUGGAGGGCAGUGGUGGAGCCAAGCCCCCCAGGGGCGCAGGCACAGGGGGCAGUGGUGGAUAUGGGGGCAGUGGAGCAGGGCGCUCCUCCUGCGACUGCCCCAACUGCCAAGAGCUGGAGCGCCUGGGGGCAGCCGCAGCCGGGCUGCGGAAGAAGCCCAUUCACAGCUGCCACAUUCCCGGCUGCGGCAAGGUGUACGGCAAGGCCUCCCACCUGAAGGCCCACUUGCGCUGGCACACGGGCGAGAGGCCUUUCGUCUGCAACUGGCUCUUCUGCGGCAAGAGGUUCACGCGUUCGGACGAGCUGGAGCGCCACGUGCGCACUCACACCCGGGAGAAGAAGUUCACCUGUCUGCUCUGCUCCAAGCGCUUUACCCGGAGCGACCACCUGAGCAAGCACCAACGCACCCAUGGCGAGCCAGGCCCAGGCCCACCUCCCAGCGGCCCCAAGGAGCUGGGCGAGGGCCGCAGCGCGGGGGAAGAGGAGGCCAGUCAGACGCCCCGACCUUCCGCCUCGCCGGCACCCCCAGAGAAAGCCCCUGGAGGCAGCCCGGAGCAGAGCAACCUGCUUGAGAUCUGAGCUGGGUGGAGAGUCUCCAGCCCCAGGGCUGUCUUGCCAGCCUCUCCUGGCUUCGUGGACCACUGCUUGCCCCUCACUCCCUUUGUCCUGUGCAUGCUGCCCUUUGGGGAUCUCUCUGUCUCUCCUCUGGCCAUUCUGGGCCUGGGAAUCACCCUGCUUGCCUCCUCAGCCCACCUCCUCCCCAGGCCAUGAGCCUGUUCUGCAAACGCUCAUCUCAGGCCCUCUACCUUGUGCCUGAUUUCUGCACUCUGGCUUCCUCGCCCUUGCUCACAGCCUCUCUCUCUCCUCUCACCACAUCAACUCACUUUCCUUCCAUUUGGGCUCCCAACACUUUGUUCCUCCAUCUCACUAACUCCUUGACUUGCAUCCUUUCUGCUUCCCAAGCUUAUUUACCGCUAUCCCUUAGCUUCCAGGCUCCAGUCUUCUCAACUUCUUAUUCCACUGCUUUCCGCGCUCCGGAGCGUUCUUCCUUUUUACAAACACAAUGAUGAUGAUGAUGAUAAUUUAUUGCCCCCUGGUGGCCUCUUCAUUAGGGACCAGAGUUAGGGGGAUUGGGGCUAGUGACCUGGCAGGAAGCAGGGUGCCAAGAGGGGGGCAGACCAGUGGGGAUCUGAUCCCAAAGAUGGGGUGACCCCAGGGUCAGGGAGGCUGCCCCCAGGCCUGUAUAUUUAACCCCUAUGUUCCAAGAGAAAUGAAUAGUAAUAAUAAUAAUUCUAUUUAUCUAAGUUAUGAUGACAGGUCAGGUAGAGUGAGCUGGGGAGGGAAAGAGGUCCAUUUCUACUAGGGAACUUUUAGCCAAAUGCAUCUCUGUAGAGAAAAAGUGUUAGUGGAGAUCAUGUUAAUAGAAUUUCUAUCGUCAGGGUCUCAGUUAAUGGGGUUUCUCUUUUAAUGGGAUCUCUGCUAAUAGGACUGACUAGCAGGAUCUGUUAAAGAAUUGAUGGGGUAUCUCUCAGUUAGGAGAUCCCUAAUAUUCCCAGCCCCAGCCAGAAGCUGUGAAACCUCAAGUCCUAUGGAGGGGAGGACUGGAAUGUACCCCAGCUCCCCUGACCCCAGAGCAGGUUCUUCCACUGCCCCACCCCUGACACCAUGACCCCCUCAGGCUCCUCCCUUGUUGCCGUGGUUAUGGAGAGUUGCAGCUGCCAUCUUAGACAAGCUCUUUGGGGAAGCCCACCUACCAAGAGGAGGACAUUGGUUUGGCGGUGCCUCUCCUGAAGAAUAGGUGGGGAAGGCUUUCUCUGGGAUCAGAUUCAAAUAAAUCAAGUAUUUAUUCAGUGCCUCCUCUGUGCAGGGCACUGUGCUAGGCUGGUGCCUGGAAGCCAUGAGAAGGAAGAAUUGAUAGAGCUAGGCGGACAGAGGUCCCCAAGCUGAUUUGGGGGUGCGUCCACAGGCCCCCAACCUGGGACUUCCGAUGCUCCCAACUCCACCUCCAGUGACUUUUAAAGCCGCUUCGUGCCUUUGAAUGCCUUUCCUGUGACUUCGGAUCCUCCUUUUCUAUCUCCUGCUCCCCUUAAGGCCCCGAGUUCAAGGGUGAAAGUCGCCGGAGCUUGG